Messenger RNA from Gigantopelta aegis, 2388 nucleotides. RefSeq names its product kelch-like protein 24. Gene Ontology annotation, molecular function: protein binding. Bases 280 to 1953 code for a protein of 557 amino acids. The transcript has 2 exons. The record is from RefSeq and is a predicted model, not a curated record. Lineage: Eukaryota; Metazoa; Mollusca; Gastropoda; Neomphalida; Peltospiridae.
AAAAAGUCUUUUUGUAGUCGUUCAACUUCGGAAACAGGAUAUACAUCAAUCGGAAGGUGUGUACUUGUCAUAACAACAACAAAAAACGUGCAAAAUCGUCAUCAAAAUAAGCGUAUUCUGGCCUUGAACAACACUACCAAUUGUGAACCAAACUCGUGACAUUUCGGAAUAUGGGCGCAGCAGCGCCCCUAGCGGCGGCUGCGGUCGCUACAGGUGAAUGGAAAUGUGUAUUCUAAAUAAUAAAAUGUAAAUGUGUAUUCUAAAUAAUAAAAUUUUGUGAUGGAAACUAACACUUACAGAGAAGUUCACCAGCGCCACCUAUGCCAAGGCCUCGUGUGUCAGCUGGAAAAUGGUAAGAACACGGACACGACAAUAUCCGUGCAGGGCGAGACGUUUCACUGUCACCGCGUCGUGCUGUCCGCGGUGUCAUCCUUCUUCAACGCCAUGUACUCCUCUGGUAUGAAGGAGAGUGUUGACGGCAUGGUUACCCUCCACAACGUCACGCCGUCGACGUUUCACGACGUCCUCCACUUCAUGUACAAUGGAACCGUCGACAUCAACGACGAAAACGUCGUCGACUUCCUGCGCACCGCCAGCAUCUUCCAGAUCACGACUCUGUUGCAUAUUUGUGAGAAGUUCCUCUUGGACAUCUUGUCCCUGAAGAACGUCCUUGAGGUGUGGAGACUCGCCAGUGCGUACAGCUGCCCAACGCUACGGGAGUACGCGUGGGAUUUCAUUGUGGACAAUUUCUCAGACCUCUCUCGCAGGGAUGAGUUUCAAGACAUCACGAAGGACGAACUGCUGUCGAUGAUAAACGACGACAAUUUGAAUGUCGUUAACGAAGAAUCCGUCUGUGAUGCGACACUGACGUGGAUUCGCUUCGAGCAAAGCAGAGUGAAUCAUCUGCUUGAGAUCUUCCACAAUCUGAGGUUUCCGUUGAUGCGCACUACUUACAUAAACUCCCUUUUGGAGUCCAAUGCGUUGUUAACAGAGAAUAAAGAAUGUAAAGAAUAUCUUCAACAAAUGACUAAAACUGCCACAAAGUCGACGAUUGAUCCCCAGGCCGUCAAAGAACGCAACGAACCGGUGCUAGUCAUGGUGGACGGCAGACGCCAGGACGUCAUCUGUUUCAGUCUUCAGAGGAAGAAAUGCUUCUCCUUGGCCAAGUUCCCGUACUUCGCCGACGGCAAGGCCUCGUGCACGUACAACGGUGACAUAUACGUGUGUGGGGGAACCACGGGUAUGGUUGCAGAUCGCUUGGUGAAGUUCGAAUCUAAACGAAACCGCUGGGAAGAGUGCUCAUCCAUGCUGAAUGGUCGCUGUUACCACGAGCUAGUGGCGACUAGUGAAUGUCUGUACAGUCUGGGUGGGUUCUCCAUGGAUACAGCUUUGUCCAGUAUAGAGGAAUAUAACACUGCUGCAGGGAGCUGGGGAAAAGUGGGAGAUCUGGUGGUUGCGGUUGGCGGCAUGUCGGCGGCAGUAUUGCACGACACCAUUUACAUUUUUGGAGGUAAACGAAACCGUGUGGAAAGGAAGACUCCCAUAUUCCAGAGUUUUAAUACGAAAACUAGGACAUCUUCAGGGCUGGAGAAUCUUCCAAUUAAUAUAUGCUGGAGCCAAGCUUUGACCAUCGACGACAGUAUCUACGUCAUCAGCCCAGACGGCAACGUCAUCAAGUAUUGCUCAGAAUCUCACCCGUCUAUCGUGAGCGUGAUCAAGGACCUCGACUGUCAGUAUUUCAGAAUUAUCGGACACAACAGAAAAAUCAUCAUUCUUCAGGUUGGAGAUUUGAAAAACUACGACGAACUACGGGUAUUUGAUCCCAAGUACAACAAUUACUGUGUUGCCAGAGAGAGGCUGCCGAGAUCGUUGUGCGAUUCCGAUUGGCUAAAAGUGGUAAUUAAUCGUCAACAUUUGAAGUAUGAAUAUCUGUCCCAUAGCUCACACAGAUAGACAGAAAAUGGAUGUUAAAAUAUAAAAUUCUAACAUUAUGAUUGUGAGAUACUACGUAACAACAUGUACGCAAUGGACUUAGUUGACUGCAUAAUUUUGUUUUGCUAAUACGCAAUGUACCAAUUUGAGUGCAAUCCUCCCCCCCCCCCCCCCCCCACACACACACACGUUUAAAUCCAUUGUCUCGUCUCUCCAUCUUAAAACAUCGUUUCCUAAUGCAAAAUUCAAACACAAAUGUGUUUUAAUACUCUGGGUGCUUUCGUAUAUGGUCAACUCUCUUUAUAUAACUCGUCCCGUCUUUUAACACCAUUGUUUUAUAUUUAUUUAGAAGAUUAGCGCUCAUGAGCGUACAAGCUCCAAUUUUUUGUAAGGUGUGCGUCGGGGGGGGGGGGGGGGGGGGGGGGGGUUGCGGGCUGAUUUUUGCCCGAAUAAAAA